AUACUGCAGCGAUGGCGGGGGAUUCGCCCACCGGCAAGAAGGGUAAAAUAGGGAAGGUGAUUUUUCCGUUAUCCCGGUGGGAAGUCAUGGCAGGGUUGGGUGUAUUUCUGUUGUUUUCCGUUGGAUUGGGUUGUAUUUACCUGACAAUGCCAGUUGCCGACUAUAGUAAGCUCAAGCUGCCUCGGACCCUUUCUGAUCUUCGGAUGCUCAAAGAUCAUCUUGCGACAUAUGCUAGUGUUUACCCAGCACAAUUCAUCCUUGGUUACUGCUCGAUAUAUAUCUUCAUGCAGACAUUCAUGAUCCCUGGGACAAUCUUCAUGUCCUUACUUGCUGGAGCACUUUUUGGUGUUAUCAGGGGCCUUUUCUUGGUUGUCUUUAAUGCCACUGCCGGGGCAUCAUCCUGCUAUUUUCUGUCUAAGCUAGUCGGAAGGCCUAUAGUUAAUUGGCUUUGGCCUGAGAAAUUGAGAUUUUUCCAGGCAGAGAUAGCAAAACGCAGAGACAAGUUGCUUAAUUAUAUGUUGUUGAGAGUAACUCCAACCCUGCCAAACCUUUUUAUCAACCUGGCCUCACCCAUUGUUGAUAUACCAUUUCAUAUCUUUUUUCUGGCUACUGUGGUGGGUCUGAUUCCAGCUUCUUACAUUACUGUCAGAGCUGGCCUUGCACUUGGGGAGUUGAAGUCAGUUAAAGAUUUGUAUGAUUUCAAAACUUUAUCUGUUCUUUUCCUCAUUGGAUCGGUGGCCAUAAUUCCAACCUUUUUGAAGAGGAAGCGAGUCUAUGAAUAGAGAUUCUUGUUACCACCUACCCGUCUUUUUGAGGGAAUGAAACUGGUGACAGGGUAUGAUCUGACUGGUAUACCAUUUUAAAAAGUUGGGGAACAGAGGUGCGAGUCCUUGUUAACUGCAAUGCACCUGAAGGUUAGAAGUGGGUUCGCUUCACUUGCGAUUUGCAGUCAAUCACAGCUUUAAGCAUCAAAAGAAGUGCUGAUUUAGUUGAUUUCGCAUACUAUUGGCUCACCUGUCUUCCUGGGGUUUAUGAGGCCAACAAGCUGAAAUAUAACCAAUUGCUAACUACUUUUGUAUUCCAAUAUCAGCAUAGUCAUUUGUUAGGCAAAAGUAAUGUUGUAAUUUCCUUUCCGGGUAUUUCCUUCCCUACGUCUUACUUGUUCCUUACUUUGUUACGUGUGUACCAUGUUAGGAUCCUAUUGGAUUGGACAUAGUUGAAGAUAAUAGCUCUGUUUGGAUCAUUC
This is a messenger RNA of Coffea arabica (coffee), 1246 nucleotides long. The record is from RefSeq and is a predicted model, not a curated record. Lineage: Eukaryota; Viridiplantae; Streptophyta; Magnoliopsida; Gentianales; Rubiaceae.